Molecule: messenger RNA, 353 nt
Organism: Cuscuta epithymum
Lineage: Eukaryota; Viridiplantae; Streptophyta; Magnoliopsida; Solanales; Convolvulaceae
Source: the annotation of a GenBank genome assembly
CGCUCAUAAGUCUGCACCUAAGCAUAACACAACAACUGGGAAGAGACACCUACAUAUGUUCCUUGAGGAUAAGGAAGGCAUACACAUCUCAGCCAUGGUAUUUGACCAUGACGUAGAGAUGUAUGAUAUGACUAUGAAGCUCAAUUCAUCUUAUCACAUCUCAAACGCUAAUGUUCGCGUACCACAGAACUCCUACAAAGUGCCAGAUAUGAGGUAUGGGUUCACAUGGGUUCUCAAUCGUAGAACAGCUAUUCAACCAUGUGAAAAUGCAAAUGAAGCUGAAGAUUUUGAGACUAAAAGGGUCUCCAGAUUCAGUGACCUAUAUCAGCACAUGAAGACUGGGCGGCACAUAU